Messenger RNA from Tribolium castaneum (red flour beetle), 1921 nucleotides. RefSeq lists its product as uncharacterized. The transcript is spliced from 3 exons. The record is from RefSeq and is a predicted model, not a curated record. Gene Ontology annotation, cellular component: keratin filament. The coding region runs from base 150 to 1664 and encodes 504 amino acids. Gene Ontology annotation, biological process: apoptotic process. NCBI's taxonomy places the organism in Eukaryota, Metazoa, Arthropoda, Insecta, Coleoptera, Tenebrionidae.
CUUAAAACAGUAAUAAAAUAUUAUUGGUUGGCACCUCUGUCCUGUUAAAUGUUUGUGUUGUGUUUUGAUUUGAUUUCUAAAAAUAGUGAAAAACGGGGUAUUUUCCAAGAUUGUGAGUCGUUGUGAGUGAAAUUGGCCCACAAUUAGUUAUGGCACGAAGGCCACCCCCUAGCCACCGAAUCCGCGUGGAAAAUGAGAUGAUCAGACGGCGGGAAAAAGAGUUUUGUCACGACCGUCUAUGGAACGGUCAAAGACGUUACUACGAAGAUUUUGAAAGGAAGAAUACAAAAUAUGAUGAAUGGACGUCACCCCGAUAUUACGAAAAUCAGCAAAAACUUAUGGAAAAAACGAAGAAAGAACGCGAACAUGAGGAAAAUCUUGAGCGGAGGAGAGCAAAAUUGAAGAAAUUGCUUUAUGACGAAGAAAAGUUACAAGAAGCUGAAUUGCAGAUUCGCAAGGUCAGAAAUAUGACCUCUGUUAGGUCGCCACGACCUAACGAGAUACCAACUGAAAUUUUGAAGGAGCUCAAUAAUGGUUUGAAAUUGGAGGAAGAAGAAAGAAGAAGACACCAAGCGGAACUCAAGUUGUAUCACCAAUGGAGGAGUAGUAACCCCUUCUUAAAUCAUUACGAAAGGAUGCAAGCCAGUCGGGAUUUAAAAUUGUCUUGGUUGGACCAACAAAUCGAAAAUCGGAUGAAGAAGGAGAAGGAAGAGGAAGAAUGUCGCAAGUUGCUAAAAGAACGCGAGAAAAUCAUGAAAGAAGAACAGGAGAAGUUUGAUCAAGAACAGAAAAGGUUACAAUUGAAGAAGGAAGAAUUAAAAGCGAGUCUGGAACAACAAAUUGACGAGAUGCGUCUAAAGACGCAAAUUAGUGAAGAUCUGAAACGAAAAGAAGAUGAAGAAAGGAGGAAGAAAGCCGAAUUGGAUGAAAUCGCACUGAAGCGGAUUGAGGAAGAGAAGAAGCGACUUGAAAGAGAGUGCGCUCUUGAUAACAUCAAGCAACACAAACUGAAAUUAAAGAAGAAAGCCGAAGAUGUGGUGAAGACUUUGGAUGAAGAGCGUUACUUGAUUAUGAAAUUAAAAGAAUUGGAAAUCGCCGAGAGACUUGAAGAUGAAAUGAAGAAGAUUGAAGUUAAAGCCGCACUAGACCAGUUUUUGGCCUUGAAUGAAGAACAGAAGAAACUUGAGAAGAUUCGCCAAAAGAAUUUGGAUUUUUUGUUCGAUUCAGAGGCCAAGACAAUGUACGAGCAACAGGAGAAAUUCUGGAAGGAAGAGGAAGCUUCCAGGGCGAAGUUAUUGAAAGAUGUUAUUGAUACGAUUCAAGGACAGAUUCAAAGUAACAUUGAGAAGAAUAGGAGAAGACAGUUGGAGGUGAUUCAAGAACGGGAAGAAAUGCUCAAGAAGAUUGAGGAGCACAACCAGGAAAUGGCGCGUUUGAAGGAAGAAGAGGAAACGAAGAAACGGAAAAUGAUGUCGAUGCUUAAAAAUGAUCUCGAAAUGAAGAAUUUGAAGAAGAAGGCGAAGGAAAAUGCCGAAUUGAGACGAAUAGAUGAAGAAUUGGAACGAGUUCGCAAGGAGGAAGAACGUCUCAAACAAGAAAUACUAAACAUACAACGGAGGCAAGGACCUAUAAAGUCCACAAGAAGUAAGUCUUUUUUCUGCUAAACUAAUUACAAAUAAUAACAAGGUUGCUGAACUGUGAAAAACCGUUUUACAUUUGCCGAAAAAAUGCUCGGAAUGUUGGUAUUUCCUCCGUCAUUGUUUUUAAUAAUUGUAGGUUUCAAUAUUUGGUUGCAUAAUUUUUGUAAUAUUAGUUGGUUCUAUUUUGAGCCAAGGUUCUUUCUUUUGUUUUUUUUUUUUUGUUUUUAUGGUUGAAAUGCUAAAAUGUGAUUUUACUUUAAUACAAAUACUCGACGAAACCA